Hemibagrus wyckioides is the source of this 5845-nucleotide messenger RNA. It is a transcript of the gene timd4, whose product is annotated as T cell immunoglobulin and mucin domain containing 4. The record is from RefSeq and is a predicted model, not a curated record. The transcript is spliced from 7 exons. NCBI's taxonomy places the organism in Eukaryota, Metazoa, Chordata, Actinopteri, Siluriformes, Bagridae. The coding region runs from base 64 to 903 and encodes 279 amino acids.
CUUGGAGAUGUCACAGACUGAGGUCUCGAGAACACAGCUGCCUUUUCACAGACUUUCAUUGUCAUGCCCCAGGCUGCCUCCAGCACAAAGCCGGGUUUGCUAAAAUGCAAAACCACAACUCAUAAUCUAGUCCGAAUGGCUGCCAGUUAUCGUGGUUUGACUUUGCUGCUCUGGCUUCUGGUUCUCAACGUCUCGGUUGCCAGAUCAUCAGAGACACCAUUCAAGGUAACCGAGGGCAGCACCGUGAUUCUGUCCUGUCAGUACUCUGUGAAGCAGAAUGGCAUGAGCCACGUCUGCUGGGGUCGAGACUGUGGAACCUUCUGGUGCAAUGACAUCAUUGUUCAGACAGACGAAAGUGGGGUCAUCUCUAAGGUCUCUGACAGGUACAGACUCAUCGGAGAUGUUCUCUCCGGGCAAAUGGACCUGGGGAUCCAGCGGAUACGACGGUCAGACGGCGGGCCUUACUGCUGCAGGAUAAAUAUAGAUGGCCUUUUCAAUGACAAGAAGGUGACCUACACUUUAAAGGUUAUGAAAGCUGCGGUGACAACAGCACCGACAACUACUACACUUCAUACUACGCAACCGCUGCAAACUCAGACGGUGUCUAAUCACUCAGAUCAGACCAGCAAUGCAGAGUCAUCAGCUUUUGACAUUUCUGGACAAAACCUCACCCUGUCUGAUGAAGCGAUAACAAGCAUAACGCUGCAGAUCAACAUCCCCGUGCUGUCUCUGUCUCUCAGUCUGCUCUUGCUUUUGGUGGGGGCCUUGGCCCUGCUGGCCUUCAAACGUGGGUUUCAUACAAAGGUCAUUGAUAGUGGAUGUCUGUCAAAAGAGCCGAGGCACAUCGUUUACGAAAUACGGACCAGAAGACCAGUGGAGGAGAAUAUUUAUAUCCUGGAAUAAUUUUUCCAGGGCAUACACACACACACACACACACACACACAAAGAUGUUGUAUGUUUGUCUGUUUAUAUAUGUAAAGUAUGUUUAACUGUACAUGUCUGAAAAGAAUGAAAUCUUAUCAAGUGGACACAUUUGAAAUACACUGACCAGGCAUAACCUUAUGACCACCUGGUUAAUAUUGUGUUGGUCCCCCUUUAGCUGCCAAAACAGCCCAGCAUUAACUUCUUCAGCAAUUUGAGCAACAGUAGCUCGUCUGUUGGAUCGGAUCACACGGGCCAGCCUUCUAAUCGCUCCCUACGUCCAUCAAUGAGCCUCGGCCGCCCAUGACCCUGUCGCCGGUUCACCACUGUUCCUUCCUUGGACCACUUUUGAUAGAUACUGACCACUGCAGACCGGGAACACCCCACAAGAGCUGCAGUUUUGGAGAUGCUCUGAUCCAGUGGUCUAGCCAUCACAAUUUGGCCCUUCGUCAAACUCUCCCAAACCUUACUCUUGUCCAUUUUUCCUGCUUUUAACAUCAACUUUGAGGACAAAAUGUUGACUUGCUGCCUAAUAUAUCCCACCCACUAACAGGUGCCUUGAUGAGGAGAUCAUCAGUCUUAUUCACGUCACCUGGCAGUGGUUGUAAUGUUAUGCCUGAUAAUUGUAUAAGAACAUUUAAGUAUAAUAAAUAAAUAUCAGGAUUCAUUAUGAGUAAGUUACGAGAAAUGUAAGAUUAUUAGCCCUAUUUCAAGACACAUUUACUAAUUUUAAUUCCUCUUUUUCUCUUGGAAGGUCGUUUUACAUACAUUAUUUCAUGUAUUUAUUUCUGAAAAGGAGUAAAAUGAUGUGUCUGUGCUCUGACUCAUGGAUGAAAUCGCUUGGCUUUUAAACAACAAAAAGUGUAAAGCCUUCUUCCCCAAACAGAAUAAACAUUAGGAGUUGUGCUACAUUGGGCUGCAUUUGUUUGGACAAAAAAUCAAAGAUGAAAAUUGACUCUAUCAUUAACAAAAAAACAAGUAACUUACAUUAUACAUAAUUGUAUAUUUUUUAUUUCCUCAACACAAUGCUUCCUUCUUACUGAUGUUUAAUGUCCUGUGAUGGCUUGCCUUCUUGCUCACUGCAUAGCGUCAUCACUAUGGCACUGUAGGACUUACAUAACACUCUACACGUACUGUAUAUAAUGUGUUUGCAUUCAGUAUUUGUCUGGCUGUUUCAUUCUUAUGUAUGAAACAUUUUUGCUGAAGUUUAGUCUGUCCAUUUGUGAUACUUUAUAAGUCAGUGAAUGUGUGACAGUAGAGCAUCAGCGUGAAGUUGACUUCAGAUGGCUGUUAUUUCAGGUCAUUGUGUUUCAAUUUCCAACAUAAAUUCAUUUUUUUAAAGCAGCUUAGAUCAUAGUCCUUGUUUUUCUCCUGUAGGAGCUAAAUCAAAAAUGAUGCUAGCGUUGAAAUCCUAGCAGACAAAGAGAUAAAACUAAAUGAAAACAAUAUCAUUAUUUCAUAUUUAGCAGCUUUUUCAUUUUUCCUCCCCAAAAGGGAGCUCAGUCCUGCUGUAGCGGUUUCUGCUGGCCAAUGGUCAUAAACUAUACUUCUCCAAAACUCAAACACUUUCACUUGUGUUCUGACGACCGCUAUGACGAAGCUGACAAGCAUCAUUUUAGAUGGCUCUUAUAUCAGCAAAUUGCCUCUAAAUGACUACACUGUAGAUUCUGGCCCCUCUGCAAUAGAUCUACUUAUUUAUAUAAAUAUCUAAUCUGUGUAAUAAUGUUAAUAUUAUGUUACAUAUACAUUUCUGGCAUUUGGCAGAUGCCCGUAUCCAGAGUGACUUAUAAUUUAUCUCUUGCUCAGGGGCCCAGCGGGUUGGGGCAGAUUGGUAGUCCUAGGAUUCAAACCUACAACCUUCCUAUCAGUAGUCCAACACCUUAACCACUAAACAACCACAUAUUAUAUUACAUGUGAUUCUGUAGAUUAAAUUUGAUAUACAUAAAUACAUACACUAUAUUGCCAAAAGUAUUCACUCACCCAUCCCAAUAAUCAGAAUCAGGUGUUCCAAUCACUUCCAUGGCCACAGGUGUAUAAAAUCAAGCACCUAGGCAUGCAGACUGUUUUUACAAACAUUUGUGAAAGAAUGGGUCGCUCUCAGGAGCUCAGUGAAUUCCAGCGUGGAACUGUGAUAGGAUGCCACCUGUGCAACAAAUCCAGUCGUGAAAUUUCCUCGCUCCUAAAUAUUCCACAGUCAACUGUCAGCUGUAUUAUAAGAACGUGGAAGUGUUUGGGAACGACAGCAACUCAGCCACGAAGUGGUAGGCCACGUAAACUGACGGAGCGGGGUCAGCGGAUGCUGAGGCGCAUAGUGCGAAGAGGUCGCCAACUUUCUGCAGAGUCAAUCGCUACAGACCUCCAAACUUCAUGUGGCCUUCAGAUUAGCUCAAGAACAGUGCGCAGAGAGCUUCAUGGAAUGGGUUUCCAUGGCCGAGCAGCUGCAUCCAAGCCAUACAUCACCAAGUGCAAUGCAAAGCGUCGGAUGCAGUGGUGUAAAGCACGCCGCCACUGGACUCUAGAGCAGUGGAGACGCGUUCUCUGGAGUGACGAAUCGCGCUUCUCCAUCUGGCAAUCUGAUGGACGAGUCUGGGUUUGGCGGUUGCCAGGAGAACGGUACUUGUCUGACUGCAUUGUGCCAAGUGUAAAGUUUGGUGGAGGGGGAUUAUGGUGUGGGGUUGUUUUUCAGGAGCUGGGCUUGGCCCCUUAGUUCCAGUGAAAGGAACUCUGAAUGCUUCAGCAUACCAAGACAUUUUGGACAAUUCCAUGCUCCCAACUUUGUGGGAACAGUUUGGAGCUGGCCCCUUCCUCUUCCAACAUGACUGUGCACCAGUGACCAAAGCAUGGUCCAUAAAGACAUGGAUGACAGAGUCUGGUGUGGAUGAACUUGACUGGCCUGCACAGAGUCCUGACCUCAACCUGAUAGAACACCUUUGGGAUGAAUUAGAGCGGAGACUGAGAGCCAGGCCUUCUCGUCCAACAUCAGUGUGUGACCUCACAAAUGCGCUUCUGGAAGAAUGGUCAAAAAUUCCCAUAAACACACUCCUAAACCUUGUGGACAGCCUUCCCAGAAGAGUUGAAGCUGUUAUAGCUGCAAAGGGUGGACCGACGUCAUAUUGAACCCUAUGGAUUAGGAAUGGGAUGUCACUUAAGUUCAUAUGCAAGUCAAGGCAGGUGAGCGAAUACUUUUGGCAAUAUAGUGUAUCUACAGGUCUCUCUCUCUCUCUCUCUACUGUAGUACAAUUACUACAGAAAUCAGAGCAGAGCCAGAUGUUAGAGCGCCCUCUACUGAGUAAACGUUGAAAUAGAAAAAGACACAAGUAGUAAAGGUGAAGUGAAUAAGACUGAUGAUCUCCUCAUCAUGGCACCUGUUAGUGGGUGGGAUAUAUUAGGCAGCAAGUCAACAUUUUGUCCUCAAAGUUGAUGUUAGAAGCAGGAAAAAUGGACAAGUGUAAGGAUUUGAGUGAGUUUGAUGAAGGGCCAAAUUGUGAUGGCUAGACCACUGGAUCAGAGCAUCUCCAAAACUGCAGCUCUUGUGGGGUGUUCCCGGUCUGCAGUGGUCAGUAUCUAUCAAAAGUGGUCCAAGGAAGGAACAGUGGUGAACCGGUGACAGGGUCAUGGGCGGCCGAGGCUCAUUGAUGCACGUGGGGAGAGAAGGCUGGCCCGUGUGAUCCGAUCCAACAGACGAGCUACUGUUGCUCAAACUGCUGAAGAAGUUAAUGCUGGUUCUGAUAGAAAGGGGUCAGAAUACACAGUGCAGGACGGGCAGCAAAAGGGGGACCAACACAAUAUUAGGCAGGUGGUCAUAAUGUUAUGCCUGAUCGGUGUGUGUCUGCUGUUAAAAACUAAAUUAUUGUGCUGUAAUUGUUACAUUUAGGUCAUACAGAACAGAUAAUGUGUUUUAACAGACAGAAAUACAGAUCUAUAUAUGAUAGAAAUACUAUAUAUAUCUAUAGAAAUACUAUCUAUCUAUCUAUCUAUCUAUCUAUCUAUCUAUCUAUCUAUCUAUCUAUCUAUCGAUCGUCCUUUAAGAUUUAUGUAUGUAUUUAAUCAAAGAUUAAGCCAGGAAAAGACCAAGAUACAGGACCCUACACAAGAUACAGGAUAAGUCACAUUAUAUUCUGCCCUAGUAAGUUUGCGAUUGGAAAAUGUAGGCCUACAUUAAAGUCACACUGAUGUGGAAAAUGAAUGAAUGAAUGAAUGAAUGAAUGAAUGAAUAAACGCCAUGAGUCAGUAACACAUGCGCAUGCGUGAUCGAUCCAUUUCAGAGGUCUUUAGUCUUGUUGCGUCCUCAGAACUGCUCUGAUGUAUAUUUGUGUAUAUUAUUAAAAUAUAACUGCAAACGGUUGAUCUCAAGCCCCUAUGGAGUGCUAAUUACUUAAAUUUCUUCUGUAUAAUAUAUUUUUAAUUAUACAGCAUUGUGCAGCACAUUAGCCUAAAAUUAAUGGUUUCAUACAAAAAUAAAGGAAAGUGUAGCUUUCAGUAGAAAACAGGAUGUGUGGAGAUUUAGACACACUGCAGUAUAAUUACUUACUGCUUUAUUUCAGGUAUGCUGGGAUCAGAGAAAUCAGAGCAGAGCCAGUUUUGGGCAACACUGGUCUAUAAUACUAUAUGUUCUGUAUUAGAAAUGCAUUAAAAAGGACUUUGUUGGUGUUAGUGGACUUGUCCUACAGCGCCCUCUACUGGGUAAACGAUGAAAUAGAAAAAGAGACCAGCACUACUGAUUAGUUUGAAGCGUACCUUUAAAGUCUGCUGUUAAAAACUAAAUUAUUGUGCUGUAUAUGUUACAUUCAGUUCAGAAAGAGCAGAUAAUGAGUUUUAACAGACAUAAAUAAAAAUUAAAUAAAUAGUAGGAGCAACCUUUUUGUCAUCUGUUCACUUCUUUAUUCAUUUUUGGAGCAUCUGGUUUAGACUAGAUGUCCUUGGA